Messenger RNA from Lasiodiplodia theobromae, 1032 nucleotides. RefSeq names its product Oxidoreductase. The coding region runs from base 1 to 1032 and encodes 343 amino acids. The record is from RefSeq and is a predicted model, not a curated record. Lineage: Eukaryota; Fungi; Ascomycota; Dothideomycetes; Botryosphaeriales; Botryosphaeriaceae. The transcript is spliced from 2 exons.
AUGCCCUUCGAGCCUGCCGCCCUCCCCGUCGUCGACUACUCGAUCCUCGCCGGCGGUGGAUCCUCUCCAACCGGCGACGACGACAAACAUCACGCCGCGGCGGCGCUGGAAAAGCAAAAGCUCUUCCAUGCCCUCCGCGACGUCGGCUUCGUCUACCUGCGCGCCCCAACCAUCUUCUCCCCGUCGGCCGUCGUCGAACCGCUCUUCGCGCGUAGCCGGCAGUUCUUUGCGCUGCCCGCGGCCGACAAGGAAUCGGUGCUGGGUCGGCUCGACCGCGCGCGAGGGCCCAGCCAGGGCUACUCGAACCCGACGCGGUUUGCAGCAAACCCGGCGCGCGCGGACCUGAAGGAGUUCUUCGGCAUGUACCGCGACGACGAGACGGACGCGGCGCGCGCGAACCAGUGGCCCGCCGCGCUGCCAGAGCUGCGGGCCGACGUCACGGACUUCUUCGACCGCGGCAGCGAGGUCGUGCGGACGCUACUCGGCGCGCUAUCGGAGCAGGUCGGCCUAAGGAGAGAGGCGCUGGCGCCGCUGGUCGAGGAGCGGAACCAUUUUGUCGCACUGCUGUACUACCCCGAGGCCGAGAGACGCGAGUUCAAGGAGCGGGUGCGCGCGAGCGAGCAUACAGAUUACGGCUGCAUGACGUUGCUGUUUAAUGACUCGGGCAAGGGCUUGCAGGUGAAGGGGAAGGAUGGGGAGUGGCAUUACGUCCCCCGGAAGGAGGGAUGCGCCGUCGUCAAUGUCGGCGACCUCCUUUCCCGACUCUUCAACGGCAUGCUUGCGUCCACGCUGCACCGUGUCGUCGAGCCGCCUGCGCCUCGCCGCAGCUCGGCGGAGGACCCGGAGACGGCGGAAUCGCUCAUCCCAGCCCGCUACUCGAUUGCCUUUUUCGGACACUUCAAUGCCGAUGCGCUCAUUGGGCCUAUUCCUGAGUGUAUCUCGAAGGAGCGUCCGAAGCAGUUUGAUGCCGUGGUGUCCGGAGAGCAUGUGAAGCAGAAGGUGAGGGCGUUGCACGUGAAGGGCAACAGCUAA